GAAAAAGAAAUACGCGCAUUUUUUUUAAAGAUGCGUUUACUAACAACAAUAAAAAAAAAAUGAUUCGGACAUUCCUCUUUUCUUUUUCCUUUUUUUCAUGACAGAUACAACAGAAGAAAAAAGACGUUUUCAAAUAGAACUCGAGUUUGUACAAUGUCUUGCUAACCCUUGGUACCUAAAUAAUCUCGCACAACAGCAAUACUUUAAAGACCCUACUUUUAUUCAUUAUCUUGAAUACUUGCAAUACUGGAAACAGCCUGAAUAUGCUCAAUUUGUCGCUUAUCCACAUGCACUUUAUUUCUUGGACCUGUUACAACACACUCAAUUCCGUGAUUACAUAAGUACUUCAGAAAAUACCCAAGAAGUGCAUCGUAUGCAAUAUUACCACUGGCAGUACUUGCGUAAUCCGCCUAAAUCAACAGCCGUAGAAGAACUCGGUGCAUUAAAAGACGAAUCCGAAGCAUAAAUAAAUAAAUAAAUAAAUAAAAAAACAUUUAUUUAACGGCAACAAGUCUCGAGACCAUUGCUUGUUGACG
Gilbertella persicaria is the source of this 536-nucleotide messenger RNA. RefSeq names its product SOH1-domain-containing protein. Gene Ontology annotation, cellular component: core mediator complex; mediator complex. Gene Ontology annotation, molecular function: transcription coregulator activity. The transcript is spliced from 3 exons. Gene Ontology annotation, biological process: regulation of transcription by RNA polymerase II. The record is from RefSeq and is a predicted model, not a curated record. Bases 98 to 466 code for a protein of 122 amino acids. Lineage: Eukaryota; Fungi; Mucoromycota; Mucoromycetes; Mucorales; Choanephoraceae.